This is a messenger RNA of Anthostomella pinea, 969 nucleotides long. NCBI's taxonomy places the organism in Eukaryota, Fungi, Ascomycota, Sordariomycetes, Xylariales, Xylariaceae. The record is from the annotation of a GenBank genome assembly.
AUGGCCUCCACUGUCGGUUCCGUCCCGCCUGAGCAGCCACUGUUUCGGGCCGUGGCAAGCUCUACACGACAGAUCUAUCAACUCUUGAAAUGCAUCAGCUUCUCCCCCAAAGUCCACGUACAGCUCACACAUGAUGGCAUGCGGUUCACGGCGGAGCAUUCACGGGUGAUGCAAGGCGUGGCCUUCUUGGACCAAUCUCUUUUCACCACAUACACUCUAAACUUGCCUGAGGAUUCGAGAACUCAGCCACAAUUUCAGAUGAAUCUACCGGCCCUCCUAGAAGCCCUGCAGAUCUUUGGAGCUACGGAUGCCGCAGCACGAGCUGCCAAGACGGACGCCGAUCCUUACCGGAGCAAUCUUCGCAACUACCGUCCAGAUGCCUUUAGCCAUCAGACUCUCGGCAUGCCGGGUACAUGUUGUCUGAUGUAUGAAGCAGAUGGGGAGGCACUGAGCGUCGUUCUAGAGGAGUCCGGAGUCAAGACCAAAUGCAACAUGACCACUUACACACCCGAAUCCCCCGACUCCAUACCCUUUGACCGAGAAGACCUUACCUUCAAGAUCAUCAUGCAAGCUCGGUGGCUAUUGGACUGCCUGUCUGAACUAGCGCCUAUGGAUCCGAAGCGCAUCACUAUCUCGGCGCUGACUAAUGCGCCCUACUUGAGACUAUCAAGUGGUGGAGCACUCGGCAGUGCGAGUGUCGACUUCUCGAACAGUCGAGACCUUCUUGAGACCUUCUCAGUUCGCGAGCGAUGGACGCAGGGCUUCAAAUUUGACCUGGUUAAAUCAGCAAGUGAGGCCAUGCGUAUAGCUAACAAGGUCAGCUUCCGCGGGGAUGGUCAGGGCGUCCUCAGCCUUCAAUUCAUGGUGGAAGUCGAAGGUGGCUCUGUGUCCUUCCUGGAUUUCCGGUUUGUCCCAUACAUUACCCAGGAGGACGACGAAUCCGAGACUGCAGAAGAUGAGGACGAUUGA